This is a messenger RNA of Pelodiscus sinensis (Chinese soft-shelled turtle), 2378 nucleotides long. Lineage: Eukaryota; Metazoa; Chordata; Testudines; Trionychidae. The record is from RefSeq and is a predicted model, not a curated record.
UCCAGCGAGCUGGUGUUUAGCAUAAUCGCACUGAUAGCCGGCUGCAGCCAGAGCCGCUUGCAUUCCCCUGGACUAACUCAUUCAUCAGCCUGGAUUAUUGCUCCCUGACCCACACUGUAGCUCAGCUAUGACUGUCAAAGCCGAAGCAUCUGGACCCACAUUAACGUAUUCCAAGAUGAGGGGAGUUGUUGCCAUACUCAUCGCUUUCAUGAAACAGAGACGAAUGGGGCUAAAUGACUUCAUUCAAAAAAUAGCCACCAACUCCUACCCGUGCAAGCACCCUGAAGUUCAGUCUAUUUUGAAGAUCUCCCAGCCUGAAGAGCCUGAACUUAUGAAUGCUAAUCCUUCCCCUCCACCCAGCCCUUCACAGCAAAUUAAUCUUGGCCCGUCAUCCAACCCACACGCCAAGCCAUCAGACUUUCAUUUCUUAAAGGUUAUUGGAAAAGGAAGUUUUGGGAAGGUUCUCCUUGCAAGGCAUAAAGCAGAAGAAGAAUUCUAUGCUGUUAAAGUACUGCAGAAGAAAGCAAUCCUGAAAAAGAAGGAGGAGAAACACAUGCUGAAAAAAGUGAAAAACCCUUUCCUGGUUGGGCUCCACUUUUCUUUCCAGACUGCAGAUAAAUUGUACUUUGUCCUUGACUACAUCAAUGGUGGAGAGUUAUUCUACCAUCUCCAGAGGGAACGUUGCUUCCUGGAACCAAGAGCACGGUUUUAUGCUGCUGAAAUAGCAAGUGCACUGGGCUACUUGCACUCUCUUAAUAUAGUUUAUCGGGACUUGAAGCCAGAGAACAUCUUGCUGGAUUCUCAGGGGCAUAUUAUCUUGACUGACUUUGGACUCUGCAAAGAGAACAUAGAACCUAACGGCACUACCUCCACCUUUUGUGGCACACCUGAGUAUCUUGCUCCUGAAGUUCUUCAUAAGCAGCCCUACGACAGAACUGUUGAUUGGUGGUGCCUUGGAGCAGUUUUAUAUGAAAUGCUUUAUGGACUGGUAACAGAAAUGUAUAAAAAUAUCUUGAACAAACCCCUGCAAUUAAAACCAAAUAUUACCAACUCUGCUAGACAUCUUCUGGAAGGCCUGUUGCAAAAGGAUAGGACAAAGAGACUUGGUGCUCAGGAGGAUUUUAUGGAGAUUAAGAAUCACAUCUUCUUCUCUCCAAUUAACUGGGAUGAUCUCAUCAGUAAGAAGAUUACACCCCCUUUUAACCCAAAUGUGAGUGGUCCCAGUGAUCUGCGACACUUUGACCCCGAGUUUACAGAGGAGCCAGUCCCCAACUCCAUUGGCCAAUCUCCAGACAGUAUCCUCAUUACAGCUAGCGUCAAGGAAGCUGCUGAAGCCUUUCUGGGCUUUUCAUAUGCCCCACCCAUGGAUUCUUUCCUGUGAACUUUCUCCUUUCUUCUUCUUUUGAUUAUUAUGUUGGCCUUCUGGCUGAGCUGCCAGUUGACCAGUCAUCUUGAAACAGAAUUUGCACAUCUCCUCCAUGGCAGCUUUGCAGCCUUAAUUUCAACUACACUGUUUGCUGGAAGCUUUUUUUUUAAACAGCACAUAACUCCUCUAAAUGAGCUUACAAGCGUUGCAUUUUGAUUUGUUCUUCCCCCAAAGUGGUGCUAUAUCCUUGGGAAAGAACAUAAGAAGUGACUGUUGCCAUCGUCUGCUAUGGCAGAUUGCAGGAAUAAUAAUAUGCUGUUUGGAAAUAACAUUCUGAAAGCCUUGCCUGAAGAUCUGGACAUGAUGAGGAUUUUAUGAAAUGUGCCUUUUUUCUGAUGAAAUCGAGUUAAGCUCCAAACUUUUCCUGUUGCAGAGUGUUUCUCAGUUAUUUUAUGUGGGUUUACUACGUGAACAAAUGGUAUGAGUGUGAUAUGCAUAAUACAGAGGGACUUAGUUUAAAGCAUCAAUGUGACACUUGCAGGACACUACAAUGUGGGGCAUUGUUUGUUUCUUUCAUAUUUGGAAGAUAAAUAAAUUAAGUGUAGAAUUUGAUUUUUUUAUAAAUAUACAGUUAGCUAACGUUAUUGAAAUGGGCUCACAAUUAAUUAUAUCCAAAUGCUUGAAGAAAGCAUUGCUGCUAUGAAAAGUUUCUAUUUUUAGAAAGGUUUUUAUGGACCAAAAUGCCCCAGCUGCAGUUGGUCAGAGCUGUUGGUUUUGUUUUUUUUAAGUUUAAAAGAUUUCAUCUGUAAAGUGGGCAUUAUUAAAGGGGGGUGUUGCAUUGUAUGUAUUGUAAAAAAGUCUGUACAUUCAGUUGUAACUCUAGAUGUAUAUUUAAACUUACAGCCUGGCUUGUAAUGUACACCAUCGUUGUAAUGUAAUUAACAUGGUUAUGUACUUGUUUUUUGGUGACCAAACCCAUUGGUUUGCAGUAAAAUAUUGAAAAAACUGUGUA